Molecule: messenger RNA, 1989 nt
Organism: Dovyalis caffra
Lineage: Eukaryota; Viridiplantae; Streptophyta; Magnoliopsida; Malpighiales; Salicaceae
Source: the annotation of a GenBank genome assembly
AUGCCGAUCGACGGUAGCAACGACGAUUUGAUAAAACCUAGGGGAAGCAGAAGAACUUGCGUGGUGUUAGGAGGCCGAGGUUAUUUAGGGCGAUCGCUUGUUACACGGCUCCUUCAACUCGGUGAUUGGAUCGUUCGAGUCGUCGAUUCGAAUCACUCCUUGCAACUCGCUACGGACUCGAAUGAUGGUGAUUCCGUCCUUCGUGAUGCUGUUGCGUCUGGUCUUGCUUCUUAUUGUCAAGUCGAUGUUCGCGAUCUCUCGCAAAUCAUUAAAGCUGUUGAAGGAUCGUCUGUUGUAUUUUACACGGAAGCUAGUGACUUACCGGAACAUGAUUUCUAUGCUUGCUACAUGAUUAUAGUUCAAGGUGCUAAAAAUGUCAUCAAUGCUUGCCGAGAAUGCAAAGUUAGGCAGCUUAUAUAUAACAGUUCUGCAGAUGUAAUUUUUGAUGGUUCACAUGAUAUAUGCAAUGGAGACGAGUCUUUGCCAUGCCAUUGGAAAUUUGCGGACAUGAUAAGUGAUCUUAAGGCUCAAGCAGAAGCAUUAGUCCUGUAUGCUAACAACAUUGGCGGUCUUUUAACAUGUGCACUACGGCCUAGCAAUGUCUUUGGACCUGGAGAUACACAGCUUGUGCCUUUUUUAGUGAAAUUAGCAAGAUCUGGUUGGGCAAAGUUUAUUAUAGGAAGUGGUGACAAUAUGUCUGACUUUACCUAUGCUGAGAAUGUUACUCAUGCCCACAUCUGUGCAGCAAAAGCUCUAGAUUCUCAGAUGAUCUCUGUGGCUGGAAAGGCAUUUUUCAUCACUAACCUCGAGCCUGUGAAGUUCUGGGAAUUCGUAUCAUUCAUAUUAGAAGGCUUGGGGUAUCAAAGACCUUCCAUAAAAAUUCCUGCCUGGAUAGUCUGCUAUGUUCUGUUGGUUGUCAAAUGGAUGCAUGAAAAGCUUGGCUCCAAAAAAUAUAACCAUGAUGUCUCUGCUCGCUUCAUUCAUUUAGCCUCAUGCACCAGAACUUUUAACUGCUCUGCAGCUCAAAAGUACAUUGGAUACUCACCAGUUGUCUCUCUUGAAGAUGGCAUCACAUUGACCAUUGAAUCAUUCUCUCAUUUGGCCAAGGACUCGCCUUUUGGAAGAUUCUCUAACUUCGGAGAGCAAUCAAAAGCUGAGAAGCUGCUGGGCAGCGGUAAAGCUGCGGACAUUUUGCUGUGGAGAGAUGAGAAGAAAACAUUUACAUGUUUUGUUGCUCUUGUUUUGUUGUUUUACUGGUUUUUGCUUUCUGGGAAAACAUUUGCCUCGUCCACUGCAAACCUGCUGCUUUUAGUGACAACCAUCCUAUAUGGAUAUGCCAAUUUAGCACCAAAGAUUUCCAGUUUCAACACUCCAAAGAUACCUUUGUCUUGGUUUGAAAUUUCAGAAAAUUCAGUGAGAGAUUCAAUCAUGUCUGUAGUAUAUCUAUGGAAUAGAGGGCUUCGCAUUUUAAGAUUAUUGGCUCAAGGAGAGGAUUGGAACAAAUUCUUCCAGAUUUGCCUGUUAGAGUAUAUGCAUCUCUGCAACACAUUUGAUAUCCGUGAGAAUGGGUUAAGUCUAGGUUGCGCUUUUUCUCUAUUUGGUCAAGUGGGUUCUGGUGGAAUCCUUGGCUGUGGCAAUAGUUUGACCUUCUUGGAACUAAAUGCAGCUCUGGUCUUUCCCUUCACUGCCUUCUUUGUUUACGAACAAUAUGAAUCAGAAAUUGAUGGAUUAACCACGACGCUCUUCAGCUUAUCAAAGGGAUUGUUCAUGAGUUAUCUACCUGCUUCUAUGACAUCAUUUAUACAAAACAACAGAGUGCUGUGGAAAGAGAACGGCAAUGUGGUAAAUGAUGAAAAGCUUCGAAAAGAACUCUAUACAGACAAGAUGUGUCCCCUGAAAUACAAAAAACAGGUAGAGAGAAAAUGUUCAGAUAUGAUCAUGAAUAGGUUUGCAUUUGGAUACAAUUCUGAUGGCUCUGAUCUUGACUAA